This is a messenger RNA of Cicer arietinum (chickpea), 2491 nucleotides long. The record is from RefSeq and is a predicted model, not a curated record. Lineage: Eukaryota; Viridiplantae; Streptophyta; Magnoliopsida; Fabales; Fabaceae.
AGGGAGGUGAAGGCUCCAUCCUCACUCCCAUCAAAAUAGCAACGAUAUUAAUUUUCUUAUGAAAAACACGUUUAUUUAUUUUAAUUUGUAAUCAAAAGUGACAUCCAUAUACCCAAUCCUAGUCCUGACUCAUGCCACGCGAGUUUCCAUCUGGUCUUUGCAUGGUCGAUCUUCUUCAACCUUACCAUCCCCAAAAUAACCAUCACACCUCCUCUCACGUUAGCCUCCACCACCACCUCCCACACUCACUGUCACUCUCCAAAUCCUUAUAUAUUGCAAACAAUCCCCAACUCAAUUUCUCCUUAACCUUCACUCAUUCGACUCACCCACCACCACCACCACCACCAACAACAACAACAACCUUGUUAAUUAAUCACAAAAACAAAACCAAACACUCGUAAUUGACAAACAAAAAUUUUCACUUUCUAUUUCGAUUCCACAAUGAUGGACUCCGAAAAUCACACCUCAGAGGAACACCUACACCCUCUUUCCUCAUCAAAAGAAGAAUUAGAAAACCUCCACCUCCACGAAAACAACGAAUAUGAUCCCUUAAUAACUAAAUCGUACUCUAACUACCGGAGCGUCAUGUCCACGCUCUCCGAUUCUCACAAUCAUCCUCUCUCUCCUCCGAGUCUCGUCUCUCCUGCCGACUCCGAUCCACUCCUGUCUCCACCGCUAAACUACCGCGAAUUUCCAAACCCUAAUUCCACCGAUACUUCCUCUUACAUCGACCCUCCCUCCUACGCAGACGCAAUUUUCAGCAAUUUCGACGGCGAGACAUCUUCUAACGGCACCGAUACACCUACACGAAGCUCCUCCGAUGGAAUCUACUUCUCGAGAUCCGCGUCUUCGAAUUCGGAGUAUUUGAAAAUAACCGUUUCGAAUCCGAUUAAGGAGCAAGAGAAUUCGAAUUCGAUUGUUCCUGGUAGUAGUAGUUACGUGACCUAUUUGGUUACGACUAGAACGAAUAUUUCGGAGUUUGGAGGUUCGGAAUUCGGUGUCCGGCGAAGGUUUAAGGAUAUAGUGACACUUUCCGAUCGGUUAUCCGAGGCGUAUCGUGGAUUUUUUAUACCUCCGAGGCCGGAUAAGAGUAUUGUGGAGAGUCAGGUGAUGCAGAAACAGGAAUUUGUGGAGCAGAGGAGGGUGGCAUUGGAGAAGUAUCUUCGGAGAUUGGCAGAUCAUCCGGUGAUUCGAAAGAGUGAUGAGUUUAGGGUGUUUUUGCAGGUUCAGGGAAAGCUGCCAUUGCCAACCACGACCGAUGUGGCAUCGAGGGUUUUGGAUGGUGCGGCAAAGCUUCCGAAACAGUUGAUGGGGGAUAGUUUGAUUGCUCCUAGUGAGGUUGUGCAACCGGCGAAAGGAGGAAGGGAUUUGAUGAGGUUGUUUAAGGAGUUGAAACAAUCAAUGGCUAAUGAUUGGGGAAGUUCUAAGCCACCGGUUGUUGAGGAAGAUAAGGAGUUUCUUGCAAAGAAGGAAAGGAUUAGUGAGCUUGAACUGCAAAUCAAUGGUGCAUCUCAGCAGGCUGAAUCACUUGUUAAAGCACAACAAGAUAUGGGAGAGACAAUGGGUGAAUUAGGGUUGGCAUUUAUUAAAUUAACAAAAUUUGAAAAUGAAGAAGCAGUUUUGGACUCUCAGCGGGCACGAGCUGCUGACAUGAAAGGUGUAGCAACAGCUGCUGUGAAAGCUAGCAGAUUAUUUCGAGAAUUAAAUUCUCAAACUGUGAAGCAUUUGCAGGAUACGCUUCACGAAUAUCUUGGAUUAAUGUUGGCUGUUCACAGUGCAUUCACGGAUCGCUCAAGUGCACUAUUGACAGUACAAACUCUUCUAUCAGAACUGUCUUCUUUGCAAUCAAGAGCCGAAAAACUUGAAGCGGCUUCAUCUAAAAUAUUUGGCGGUGACAAAUCACGGAUUCGUAAGUUAGAAGAGCUACAGGAAACCAUAAGAGCCACAGAAGACGCCAAAAAUGUUGCAAUUAGAGAAUACGAGCGGAUCAAGAGGUGGGUUGCAUGAUAACUAAAAGUUUGGGGAUCAGUUCUUCUGAGGUUGCUGGGACCUCUGAAGUGAAAGGUGAAAGACUCCAGAAUUCAUUUCAUCUACUUGUGAUGUGUGCGGAGAAGAUAGAAGCCUCUGCCAAGGAAGAUACCAAGAGGUGUGAUUCAGGGGGUGCGUUAGCUGCCUGUGGUCUUUUGGCUAGAAAGGCUGGUAAUAUCUGUCUCAUGUUUCCAGGUUUAUACAUGUAACAGCUAAAGCUUAAGGAGGAGUCUCAAAUAUUACAGUUAUUAAGUUAUUAGUCUUAUUGUUGGUGAGCUUUUGGCUUGUAGUAGUACUGCUACUUGACCUAAUUACUAGUAUAACAAGGAGUUUAAGAUUUGGGGAUUUAAUUAAUUGCAUGUGUUGAAGUUAUAGGAUUUAGAUCUUUAGGUAUAGAGGGAGGACAAAUAAAAUAAAUUUUCUAAUAAAACUACAUUGAAACAGGAAAGCAUACUUGGGUCGU